AUGAACUCACCGAAAAUCCUACAAACCUCUCGUCGUUCAAGAGGUUAUAGAAGCCUAAGUAAUGAGAUUUCAGGUGAAGCUGACAUAGAUCCCAGUGUUAGCACAAACAAUACAAUCAGAAACGAAGAAGUUUACAAAAAAGUCAACAAACGUAACAGUGUAAAGGAAAGAACCGUCGAGGAAAAGACGAACGACAGUCGGUCAGAAUGUAAGCCUGUAAAUUCUAAGGAUAAUAAAAAUUAUCGAAAAUCAUUGAGUACAUAUAAAACUCUGCAGGUUUACGAUGAACUGAAUAAUAGACUCUCUACAAAUCGGUCUUCAGCUAUAAUGAUAAAUGAUAAUAAAAAUCAUGAAAAGCCUGGUACACUGCAUAAACUACUACUCAGCCUUCCAAUUAAUCGUAUUAAAAAGGAUCAUUUGUGCACAACACAAUCAGCUCCGUGUUCACCAAUAUUUAUGAAAAAAGAACAGGUUAACAUUACUCAUAACUUACUGAAUGUAGAAAGAAUUACUUCACCAUAUCUAAAAAAGAAGAAUAACAUCCAUUUGAAUCCAUUAAAUGAAACUGCCACUACACGACCAUCUACAUCAUCACCAUUAACAGCCAAUUUAAAAUACUUAAAUGAUAAUUUAUCGAUUCAUCGAAAUAAAUCAAAAUGUCAAAAAAUCAAUAACGGUAUUAGCAGCAAUCACAAUAAGCUAAAUAAUCUGCCAUUAACUCAAUUAGAAUUAAAUAUACAACAGUUUAAAAUGAUCCGUAAAAAAUUAGAUGAGCAGCAAGUAAACAGCAAUCAGAAUGAUGACAAGCUAAAACAUAUGAAGACCCCAUUGAAUAAUGAGUGCAGCAAAGCUCAGAAACAGAUAAGAAUCCUUGGCUCCAAAACUGAUUUAAGUACAUCGUACUCACAAGGUGUCAAACGCCUUGAAACACCACCACCAAGUUAUUCUGAUUUGGAAAUAUUAAAUUCAUCCUCUCGAGAUAAUUUACUGACGAAGAAUACUGACAAAUCAAACUUUACACUGUUAUCAACAAUCGAUGAUCAAGUGCACAUUUAUAAUCGCUCAAUUCAUCCAACGGAGACUGAUAAAAACCAGUUAAUCAAUAAACAUUCAAAUGAUAACUAUAAUAUUGAUAAAUGUAAUUAUAUGACCACAAAUAUGAUUCCUUCUAUUUCCAGUGCAGAUUAUACAAAUUAUUCAAAUAGUUAUACACUGAACCUAAGACAUAAUGCAAGUGAACGUUUUGGUAUGCGGUUGGAAAGAACGAAAGGUGUAAGACAAGUAACCUAUAUAGCAAUGAUAUUACCAAGAUCACCAGCUCAGUUAGCUGGUCUAAAAGUCGGUGAUCGAUUAAUUCGUGUCAAUGAGCUGGAGACAGAUCAAAUGCUUCUGGAGGAUUCAAAUUCAUUUGGGUAUUAUUUUAUGCAAAGGAAUUUUACAGUGUUUUUCCUUGAUGAUAAGGGGUUCACUGGAUUCUCACCAGCAAGAUAUUUGGAAUUCUUUUCAAAGCAAACUAAAUACAUACGUUAUCAUCAUUUCUUCUGGAGUGAAUAUAUUUCACCUUAA
Heterobilharzia americana is the source of this 1566-nucleotide messenger RNA. The record is from the annotation of a GenBank genome assembly. NCBI's taxonomy places the organism in Eukaryota, Metazoa, Platyhelminthes, Trematoda, Strigeidida, Schistosomatidae.